AUGCCUCCCGCGAAGGAUAACGAACCAUCGCCUUCCGGCGCGGCCGACCCCGCCGCCUCGAAGGGCAAGGAACCCGAGGUUGUGAACGAGUCCGAAGGCGAGGAAGAAGACGAGGAAGAAGCCGGCGCCGAGGGCACGGCAGCUGCUGAGGCCAGCUCUGGAGGCAAGAAAAAGAAGAAGAAGAAGUCCAAGAAGAAGAAGGCUGCUGCUGCGCCCGCCGAGGAGGAGUCUGAUAAGGUCGGCGCCGAGACCGCCCAGAAGCUAGUCUCGAGCUUGACGGAUUCGCAGCUUAAGCAGCUGUGGAGUAUGAAUCCCGCCCUGAACAACGAGAUCACCGCUGGCGGCAGCAAGGAGCCUACCAGGCAAAACGUGAUGGAGAUGCUUCAAAAGAUGAGCAUACAUGACCUUCUGACCGGCAUGCCAUCGGGCCGUGGAGCCGUCAAGGACAUGGGCGCUUUCAAGUUCUGGAAGACCCAGCCAGUGCCCAAGUUUGGCGAGAAGAUUAGCGAGGAAGGCCCGAUGCAGGUAAAGACGUUGGAUGAUGUUGCCAAACAGCCAGAUCCUUUGCCGGAUGGUUUCGAGUGGGUUACCAUGGAUCUCACGAACGAGGAUGAGAUGAAGGAGGUUCACGACCUUUUGGAGGGCCACUACGUCGAGGAUGACACGGCUAUGCUGCGGUUCAACUACUCUAUGAGCAUUCUCAAAUGGGCAAUGUUGGCACCUGGCUGGAAGCCUGACUACCACAUCGGCGUACGCGCGUCCCAGUCCCGAAGGCUCGUCGCUUUCAUCUCCGCCAUCCCUGUCGACAUCCGAGUACGCAAGGCCGUUAUCACAGUCUCCGAAGUCAACUUCCUAGUCGUUCACAAGAAACUUCGAAACAAGAGACUUGCGCCUGUUAUGAUCAAGGAAGUUACGCGUCGAAGCAACCUCAACGGAAUCUGGCAAGGUCUCUACACCGGCGGCAACAUCCUGCCGACCCCCGUCAGCACAUGUCGAUACUAUCACCGCGCCCUCGACUGGCAGAAGCUCUACGAAAUCGGCUUCAGCCCCCUUCCUCCCGGCAGCAAACCUUCGCAGCAAAUUAAGAGAUACCAGCUGCCUGACCACGGGAAGCUCAAGGGUGUUCGUGAGAUUACGGCCGAUGAUGUAGAUGCGGUUCUAUCUCUUCUCACACGCUACCUUGAACGCUUCGACAUGGCCCCCGAGUAUACGAAAGAGGAGUUUAUCCACUGGUUCGUCUCGACGACUCAGGAUCGUGAGGAGAGGGUGGUCUGGGCCUACGUUGUUGAGGAUGACAACGGCAAGAUCACAGACUUCUUCUCCUUCUACGGCCUAGAUUCUUCGGUCAUUAACCACAACAAACACAAGCUUCUCCGCGCAGCGUACCACUUCUACUACGCCACCGAAACCGGCCUCACCGAAAAGGUCGACAAGGCCGCGCUUAAGAAGAGGCUCAACGAGCUGAUGCACGAGGCCCUCAUUUUCGCCAAGAAGCUGAAGUUUGACGUGUACAACGCCCUGACUCUCAUGGAGAACCCUCUCAUUCUCAACGAGCAUCACUUCGGCGGUGGUGACGGAAACCUACACUACUACCUAUUCAACUACAGGACCGCGCCGAUCAGCGGAGGCGUCACUAAGACUAACCGUCCUGAUGAAGAGAAGCUGAGCGGCAUCGGUGUUGUCAUGCUGUAA
Molecule: messenger RNA, 1692 nt
Organism: Scedosporium apiospermum
Lineage: Eukaryota; Fungi; Ascomycota; Sordariomycetes; Microascales; Microascaceae
Product: Glycylpeptide N-tetradecanoyltransferase
Exons: 3
Coding region: 1-1692 (563 amino acids)
Biological process (GO): N-terminal peptidyl-glycine N-myristoylation
Cellular component (GO): cytoplasm
Molecular function (GO): glycylpeptide N-tetradecanoyltransferase activity
Source: RefSeq, a predicted model, not a curated record